AUGGUUAUUUGUCUGGUCCAGUAUGAGCCUGGCAUCAAAGAUGAUCAUUGUCUAGUCCAGUAUGAGACUGGCUCAAAAGAUGAACAUUGUCUGGUCCAGUAUAAGCCUCGCAUAAAAUAUGGUCAUUGUCUGGUCCAGUGUGAGUCUGACUCAAAUGGUGAUAAUUCGGGCAGACCUGGGCAGUGCGGCGAAGAUUUAUCCCACCAGAUCAUCAAACGCUUUGUCGAGUGUGGAGGCAACUUCUUUGACACGGCAGAUGUUUACGGUCUAGGCGCAGCGGAGAAUAUUGUAGGGAAAUGGCUGGAAAGGCAAUCGAGAGAGAAAUUUAUUAUCGCCACCAAAGUUCGAUUUAACAUGGGCGAUAACGUAGCCAACAAUGUGGGCCUCAGCAGAAAACACAUCACCUCCAGCAUUGACGCCAGUUUAAGACGCCUUCGAACAGAUUACGUGGACCUUUACCAGGCGCAUGCCUUUGACGACGGAACUAGACUUGAAGAAACUUUACGUACUUUCGAUGACCUGGUCCGUGCUGGUAAAGUUCGUUACAUUGGUGUCAGCAAUUUUACAGGGUGGCAGCUCCAGAAACUGGUGGAUACUUCAGAGAGACUCGGACUGAACCCGAUAGUUAGCUUACAGCAGCAGUACAGCUUGCUGCACAGAGAGUCUGAGUUUGAACCUUUUCAAGUCUGUCAAACGUCAGGCCUAGGCGUGUUGCCAUGGAGUCCGCUAAAUGAUGGUCUGCUGACAGGGAAGGUCAAGCGUGGCCAGAUUCCAACAGAGGGACGACUAGGGUGGUCAGUUGCCAUCACUAAAGCCAAAGCCAAAUCAUAUUUAAAUGAUAGGACGUUUGAUAUCAUUGAGACUGCUGAAGUCAUUGGUCACAAAUAUGGUCGCAGUGUUGCUCAAGUGGCGUUACGUUGGCUGCUGCAGAAAGAAGUUGUCUCCUCUGUUAUCAUAGGGGCCAGAACUCUGGAGCAGCUUGAAGACAAUUUGGGGGCCGGCAGUGGCUGGACUUUGUCACAGGAGGAGAUGACAGUCCUGGAUGACGUUUCCACACCGCCCAGUCAUUACCCUUAUGACUACCUUGUCCAGAGGAACCUAGACAGACAGAACAGACACAUCCAAAGUCAACAUGUUUGAUAGUCUGAUGUCUCUCAAUGAC
Molecule: messenger RNA, 1162 nt
Organism: Biomphalaria glabrata
Lineage: Eukaryota; Metazoa; Mollusca; Gastropoda; Planorbidae
Product: 1-deoxyxylulose-5-phosphate synthase YajO-like
Exons: 8
Coding region: 1-1140 (379 amino acids)
Molecular function (GO): oxidoreductase activity
Source: RefSeq, a predicted model, not a curated record